UCCCUAUUUUCUCCCCCAAUUUGACAUUUUGACUAGAUCGAGAGUCCUCUCCCCUUCUCUCUCUCUCCCCAUGAUUCCCCACCGCACCCCCACAGGUCGCGGCGGCGGAGCUUUCGCCGCCGCCUCCGUGGUCGCCCUUCUGCUUCUUCUCUCCCCUGCUGCAUGCUCAGCCCCGAUCCCAGGGCUCGACUCCUUCUUGACCCAGCAAUUCCAUGUCGACCCGAAAGCAUCCAACGACUCCUUCGGAUCUCUUCCGUCCUCUCUCAAGCGAUCUCUCUCUUCUUCUUCCUCUCCUCUUCACUUGCCCUCUCUCUUGCAGUCUCUCCUCUCUCUCUCAGUCUCUGUCUCUCUCCACGUCCGUUUCGUCGGCGACUCCUUCCCUUCCUCCGCCGCUUCCACCUUCUCAUCCUUUCUCUCAGCUGCCGUCUCCGACGACAACUUCCAUGUCAUCUCACCCUCUCCGGAUUCCGCCUCUAACCACCGUCUCACCGUCUCUCACUCUCUCCACCUCGACGCCUCCCUCUCGCCUCCUUCUCUCUCUUCCCGCCUCGACGCGACCCUCAAAACCCUGAUCGCCGGAACCACCUCCUCCCUCCGAUCUCAGCUCCUCUCCGUUCCGUACGGCCCGAUCGAUGAGAUCGUGAGGCACGAGUAUGAAAAGGAGAAGCAUGGUGAUGGCGGCGUCUACAUUUACUUGAUCUCGCUGGGGUCUCAGUCCAAACCCUACGCGUACAGCUACACCGAUGGAGAUUCGUCUCCUGGGUUCACGAAAUGCUCGGGGAGCAUCUGGACCGGGAAAGAGCGUUAUCUCUGGAUUGAUCUCUCUGCAGGACCUGUGGAUUAUGGACCGGCGUUGUCCGGCGAUGGGGUUCUGCCGAGAGGUGAAUUCCACCCACUCGCGGCCUUCCAUGGCCGUCCCAAGUCGCAGAAGGCUCUGCUCGCGGACCUGGCAUCGCUUGUGUACAAUGCGUAUCAGGUACUGAUCGUUCCUUCUUUGAGAAUACCGGUGUACUUCGAGGAUUCGUUGGUAGUUCAGUUUGUUCAUAUAUAUGGAACGGAGCAUAAGGAUCCGAGUGGCUUAGAUUGGGAGUUUGUGAAGAGAACGUUCAUGGAUGAAGUUAACAAUGGUGGGUUGUUGCUAGGCGAACAGAAAUUGAGCUUCAAAAGCUAUUCUGUGAAUUACAGAGAAUGCCCGCUUUGUUCCUUUGCUGUGUCACGCGCUACUAACUCAUAUACGUCUAGGUUCUUGUUCGAUAACUACACCUUGAUUGUGAACGAGUAUUUGGAUUCGAAGCAUAUGCAUCGGACCUUGUCUGAAUCAGCAGAAGAGCUUAAGAGAGUUGCAGGGAUUCAUGAGGAAGAGGGUUUUGCAAGGGUUUUACCUGUUUAUGUGUUUGAUCUAGACAUCAACAUGCCUUUGCUGAUCGAUAGGUAUCAUCAAUCUGUUGCUUUCAGAGACAUGGUCAUAGCCGUUAGAACGAGAGGGAUGCAGACAGUGAGUGACUACACCUGCAAUGGCCGACAUGUGUUUGUACAUACAAGGGACUUAGAACGACCUCUUGUCGGUUCUAUACUUCAGAGCAUGUGGGGUGUAUCUCCGACCCAUCUGACAUGGAGCCCGAGGCAUAACUCAACUCUGGUAGACUACACUUGGAGUGUCGGCCAGACACCCUUUGGGCCAUUCUCCGAUGUUUCGUCCUUAUCCUUUGUUCAGAAGGACGCAGCUAAGAGAAACAUUCUUCUGACAUCGUUGAAUGCCACUAUCUCUAGCGCCAUCGACAUUCUUGAUUCGGUCAUGGCUCAUGGAGGAGACAGGAACCUUCUGAGACAGAACCGGAACACAGAGUUCAUCCAAAGGUGGAGUCUUUUCAAGUACAAACUGGAGAAAACGGUUUCUGCUCUGUCACACUUUGAUUUCGAGAUGGCAUUGUUCUAUUUGAGAUCAUUGGAUCACGACUUGUACUCCAUGCAUUCUAUUGUGUACAUGGCGUCACAAGAGAUAGAAGCGAGCUUGAACUGUUUCAAGGACCCACCAUUCCCAUGGGGACCGGUAACAGUGUCUGGGUUAGGGUUAAUGGCUCUGGUUUACGUCUACUCGAGAAGAGAUAAGCUCUUCAGGAGCAAAAGGAAACAGUUCUGAAGUGUUGGCAAGGGGAGAGGAUGAAGACUGGUGCAUUGGUUAUAUGUUUGGUAUCGGGCUGAUAUAACUUGUACUAUGCGCUUUCCUCAUUUUGUAACGUUGAAACCAAAAGAUUUUCCGGUUUUAUUGGUUAUCUUUUUAUUAAAUUAGACACAAAAGCCAUGAGGA
This is a messenger RNA of Tarenaya hassleriana, 2308 nucleotides long. RefSeq lists its product as uncharacterized. The record is from RefSeq and is a predicted model, not a curated record. Bases 71 to 2140 code for a protein of 689 amino acids. Lineage: Eukaryota; Viridiplantae; Streptophyta; Magnoliopsida; Brassicales; Cleomaceae. The transcript has a single exon.